This is a messenger RNA of Amorphotheca resinae ATCC 22711, 1914 nucleotides long. RefSeq lists its product as hypothetical. Gene Ontology annotation, biological process: protein polyubiquitination. The record is from RefSeq and is a predicted model, not a curated record. NCBI's taxonomy places the organism in Eukaryota, Fungi, Ascomycota, Leotiomycetes, Helotiales, Amorphothecaceae. Bases 1 to 1914 code for a protein of 637 amino acids. Gene Ontology annotation, molecular function: protein binding. The transcript has 3 exons.
AUGGCGAAACUCGACUCUCUUCCCACUGAGAUCAUCCUCCAAGUUGCUCAAUUCCUGGAGCCUCUCGAAAUCGUCACCCUUCAGCUCGUCUGCAAGAGGUUCCUUACACUCGGCCGAGACGAUGCACUGUGGCGUGAACAAUCUUUCUUGAAAAGCCCCUUCUUGGAGCGCCUUCGUCGACGGCGAGAGCUUAUCGUAGCUGAGCCCGUACAGAAAUCCCAGUUUCGGGAUCUUGCCCGAGCACUGGCGAAUGGCAAUGGCCUGGGGGAGUCGAGGCUGGCAAAGCCUCGAGAAGAGGCGCGGGAUUUCAAGGCCAUGUCGAACGAGAAGAUACGGAUCCGAGCCAACUGGGAUCCCGUUUUCCCGGGCGAGAAAGUCAGUUGGUAUGAGGAAUACAUAGCACGGAACGCUCCCAUUUCUACAAGUUGGUUACAGCAGCCUCGAAAUCGAGAGAGUGCCGAGCGCGAAUAUUUGGAAGUACGAGGCGUCGCUCUUUAUACACCACCUGGAGAUCCGGAUUCGACCCUAGCUGUAGCCCCACUAGACGAUGGCAGCUUAUGUCUUUGGGAUAUAAGUGGUACGAGAUGCCGCAGAGGUGCCAUCUGGCAGCGAAGCAAACCCGGCAUCUUGUCGGUUGACCCCCAUCCGCAAGCUGGACCUAGCGGACGCUCGAAAAUGGUGAGCACAGGAGUGACCGAGUGCAUAUCAGUUGAUAGUGGUCGGAAAAGGGCAUAUGUUGCUGUCCAGAGUGGCCUUGUUGAAAUCGAUCUCGAAACAUUUUCUACUGUCAGACAUGAGAGAUUCCCUUUCUCGAUCACGGCCCUGUCGGAAGCCAAGCACCCUACUCCACUGACUGUUGGUACGAACCUAUCACUGCAUCUUUAUGAUUCUCGUUCGAGACACCCGGCAGGGAUUAGUUCUGCCAAUGUCGAGCGACUUGAUUCAUUCGGUGCGUCGUUUCCGUCCCUUCGAAAUCCUGGAUCAUUGGAUUUCCAGAGUCUGCUCAACCCAGUAUCAAGCCCCGAUUGUACCCAUUUAUAUCAACCUGGACCUUUAAGCAUCCUCCAUUUGCCGAGCUCUGAUGACGAUUGGAACGGUAACGGUGAUAUUUAUGUCGCGGGACGCUUCCCGAGUAUCCUCAACUACGAUCGUCGCAACUUUCCAAAGCUGAGAGGCACCAUACAUUCCGGUGCCCGGUUAUGCAGUAUGACAUAUCUUCCAUAUCCGUUUGCUUCAAUGGAGAAAGAUCUGGCUAGACGUGGUGAGCUAUCUAUUGAGCAAGUAUUGGAAGCCAAGACACGGCCAGGCAAGACCUUGAUAGCUUGCGGCGAGUAUAACAGUAAGGGUUCGUUGGAGAUGUAUGGACUAUCUCCAAACCCCGAAAAUACUACCAUCUCUUCCGAUUUUGUAGCUGGGAGCCUACAAAACUCAGUCAUGAAGAAUCGACAGACCUCAUCAAGUUCAAAGCUGCUUAGCGUAUCGAACCAUGGCACAAGAGUUGUGGUGUCAGAUGGCAGUGGUAACUUGAAAUGGCUGGAGCGCGAUGGAUUCACUGAAGCUAGGAGAUGGAACAUUUCUCACGGCUCUGUCGAAGCUCCACGAGGGAUAUUUGGCACCCUCGGAGAUUCAUAUCUGGAUUCAGGAUCAGGGGACAUUGUCAUCAAGAUUCUAGAGAACCAGGGCGAAUUAGUCUUAUGGACAGGUGAAAAAAUAGGGCUGUUGAAUUUCUCGAGCAAACCGGGAUUCACAGCUGACAGUUUUGAGGAUGCCGCUAAAACCGCCGAAGAGGCCCAUCAGGAGAGAGAGGAAGAAAUAUACUCUGCAACCAUGCGCCGAGCAUUGGAAAACCAAGCCAAUGAGGUCAGGUAUGUGAGGGGUCUAGGGAUCGGGCUUGGAGGGAAUAGAAAUCAUUGA